This is a messenger RNA of Amaranthus tricolor (Joseph's coat), 1443 nucleotides long. RefSeq lists its product as uncharacterized. The coding region runs from base 289 to 1098 and encodes 269 amino acids. The transcript has 2 exons. NCBI's taxonomy places the organism in Eukaryota, Viridiplantae, Streptophyta, Magnoliopsida, Caryophyllales, Amaranthaceae. The record is from RefSeq and is a predicted model, not a curated record.
UAAAGUACUGUUCGUCUCCUCCAAAAUAAUACUACUCCUCUUCUAUACUUUUUCUCUGUUUUUUUCUACUUUACACUAUUUCUUAUUUCGUACUGGAAACUGGAAAGAAUCUUAGUAAGAAUAAAACAGUGCAUAUAUAAAAAGGAGAAUCUGGUACCUUCCUUUCCAAUCCCAUUCAUGUCAUGAUUCUGGUUUACGCACUUUUCUAACCCAAAUUCUCUUUUCAAUUUCAUUUCCUUUACGUUUUACCCCCAAUUCAAUUUAGGGUUUCCUUUUCCUUUUGAGAAAAUGGAUGAUUGGGACUGGGAAGUGCUCCACGAUUCUCAAGAAACUGCUCCUGUGGUAGAAGUACAAGGAGUGGAAGUAGAACUACCCCUAAAAUCGGCUUCUUCUUCUCCUAUUUCUUCUGGUGAUGGUGGCGUUAUUCGUUCUGAUUACUUUUCACUUGAUUCCCAUCACAGCUAUGUUGAAGAUGAAGGGGAAUCCUCGGACAAUCCGAGUUGGAUUGAUCCGAGUGGUAGUAGCCUGGUUGGGAGAGGAGAAAGAAAAACGAGUAGUUGCAACUCUGAUGCUAGUGAUGCUUCUGAUAAUAUUCUCUUAAUUCAACCUCAUACUGAUUGUUCUGCUGGUCAUGGAAAUGGUGUUGAUAGUGGGGAAAGUAAUAUGGAAGACAAACAUGAAGGAGGAGAAGAAAAAAAUGAAGUUGGAAAUGGUGUUUUAGUGAGGGAAAAAGAGGAGGAGGAAGAAAGAGGGUUGAAUUUGGAAUCCAAUGAGAACAAGAAAGUAGUAUGGUGGAGGGUACCUAUAGAAAUGUUAAGGUAUUGUGUGAUGAGGGUGAAUCCUGUUUGGUCUUUAUCCAUGGCGGCUGCGGCUGUAAUGGGUUUGGUACUGUUGCGACGCCACUACCUUAACAAGGUGAAGCGUAAGACUAUGGGAUUGCAACUUAAGGUUACUGUUGAUGAUAAGAAGGUAUCUCACUUUAUGACUCGUGUUGCACGACUUAAUGAAGCAUUUUCAGUGGUGAAGCGCGUACCAAUCGUACGGCCUUCGUUGCCAGCGCCUGGACUGGCUCCAUGGCCAGUGGUGAGCAUGAGGUAGGUCCCCCGCAACUGUGAUAAAAAUGGCAGCAUCUGUUUGGACUUGAGGUCAGAGAGACAAUAUGCUUGUUUGUUAGUACCUUGGCCUGCAUCUAUACCUACUACGUAUUAUAGUCUGUGUUUUUUCCUAGAUUAAAAUACUUAACAUAUGUGAAAAACUUAUCUAUCUGUGCAUUAUAGAUUUCAGAUUUUACUAUGUUAAGGGUGUGUUAAACCGGCUAUAGCCGAUAGAUGUUCCUCGUACCGAAUAUGCUUUGCUUGUAUUUUGUAAAUCUUCUGGAAGAUGUUGUUUUCCAUUUCCAACAGCAUUGUCCAUUGUUAGGACAUUCAUCUCCUGAUAUGUGAA